This is a messenger RNA of Penicillium atrosanguineum, 588 nucleotides long. RefSeq lists its product as uncharacterized. The record is from RefSeq and is a predicted model, not a curated record. Bases 1 to 588 code for a protein of 195 amino acids. The transcript has 5 exons. NCBI's taxonomy places the organism in Eukaryota, Fungi, Ascomycota, Eurotiomycetes, Eurotiales, Aspergillaceae.
AUGUCUACAGUAUCCCCAGUCCUUCUAAUCCUCGGUGCAGGAUCUAACGUGGGCGCGAGCGUGGCUAAAGGCUACAAGGUCGCCCUAGCCUCGCGGAAAGCUAAGGAAGAAGACAGCAGUCUGAAUCAACUGCACAUUGCUUGUGACUUAUCUGACCCGACCUCUGUGCCCUAUAUUUUUGCAAAGAUUAGAAAAACAUUAGGUGUCCCGAGUGUCGUAGUGUAUAAUGCUGUUGCUGCACCCCAAGCCGACUUUCAGGAUCCUCUUUCCAUGCCCUUGGCUGAGUUCAAUUUGGCUUUGAAAAGCAACACGACUAGCGUUUAUGCUGCUGCGCAGGAGGCCGCAAAAGGCUUUGCCGAGCUCCCAAUCGAGGCUUCGAAGACUUUCAUCUACACCGGAAAUAUUAUAAACACGAAAGUCUUUGGUGUUGGGAAGGCAGCUACAGCGCAUGUUAUUGAAUAUUUUGCUAUGGCAUACCCGUUCCGCGGUUUCAAGUAUCGAAAGCUCGAUGGAUCCCCUCUUUACGUCGGCAUUGAUGGAGAGGCGUAUGCAAAAUUCUAUGAUGAGCUUACCGAGGUCAUCUCGUAG